UGAUGGUCUUACUGCAUUUGCGCGUCGUUUUGAAAUUAUUCAACACAUCUCAAACGCCAACCGCCGAAAAAAGCAGAAGCGACGCGCAUAAUUUCGAAUGCAAACGGCCGCCCAGCCCGCAAGUAGUGAAUAGCAAACAUCCGUUGAAAAUCGCCAACGUUAAGUGCCGAGCAGUACAGUUAAUUAAAUUCUAGAGUGCGCGCAACUAAAAUUCGCAUUUGCAUCGGCAUUUGCAGCAGCUGCAGCAACAACAAUGGACCCGUUUACUCAGCACAUGCUCGAGAAGGCGGAACAGCGCAGUCGCGCCCUCGGCAUCAGCAACGCCAGCAAAUUCCCCCCUCCGAGCUCCGCCACGUCCUCUUCUGGCGGAGAUGCGGGGGUCCUGGCCCAGAGAAGCCGCUCGCCGGGAGUCCAGAGCACGGCCAGUGGCGGCGGCAAGGUCGUGGUGCUGGACAAGGCCAUGCUGGAGGCGUCGCCGGCCAAGCCACUGCGUCACUAUGCGGCGGUCAACAAGGAGAACAUGGAGAUGGGCAUCGAGAUAAACAUAACCACCGACAAGCCGAUUGGGGUGCAAGUUGAGAUUCAGGAGCAGGAGGUGACCGAUGACGACGAGGAGGAGGAGGCAGGCGCUACGAAUCCCCUGCUAGAAGCGGAGCCAGUGAACCAGCCGCUGGCCAGGCUGAGGGACACCUCGCGCAGCAGAUUGCAGCGCAUGGGCGCCCUGUACUCCAACGCGGAUGACCUUUCCUCGCCCAUCCACCGCACAGAGGGGCAGUUCCAUGUGAGAACGAAUGAGGACGAGAACAGCGACAACCGCAGCAGCAGGCAGCCCAAGCAGAGAUUGGGGAAACUGGCCGCCUUGGCGGACACCAUUAACCAAUGGGAAGAUGACACGUCGCACCACGAAGUGCACAGACCCCUUGAAGCGCCCCCACCAAAACCGCACUUGCCCAGCAGGCGGGCGGAGAAGGCGCCGGCUCCACAGCCUCCCAAGAAGGACGAAGUCGACGAGGCCGCCGGUACGAAGCAGCUCAAGUGGGAUCCCAAGGUACUGAGCUCACUGGAGGCUCAAGGUUUUCAGCGCCGUGAAUCGUCGACCAUUAAACACACCUAUGAUUAUGCCAAACAGGGAGAAGCGGCGCCAGCUGGCAAACAGGAAGGGGCAGUGCCAGCUGCUAAGCCGCCAGUGCCGGAGAAAUCGACGACGGUCAGUCAGGUGGCCAAGAGCUUUGGCUCUUCUGCUCCGGCACCCAAGCCAGGCUCAUCAGCGCCUCCAGUUAGUGUAAAGACGGGCUUGGUUUCGGGACGGGCGGCCAUUUUUGAGAGCAAAGGUGGGCAGUCGCAAGGCAGUCUUCGCAACCAGAAGGAUCCUUGCGAGCUGUCGCUGAAGGAGCGCAUGAAGCUGUUUGAGUCAGGCAACAACAAGGCCAUGUUACCGAUGGCGCCAAUAGGAUCCGCUCCCAGUAUUAGCCAAAUCAGGGCGGAGGAGGUGAAACAGCAUUUGGCGGCAGUGCAUCCGGUGACGGCUGCCGCUGCGACUACUGUAGUUGCAGCAACCAAGCCUAAAACAGAAAACAAGCUGCGCGACAAAGUGGCCGCUUUGGUGGCCAAUGCGCAAUCAAGUGCAGAAACCCGCAUCAAGGACAUCGAUCGUCAGAGGCAGGAGGACAUGCAGAUCAUAUCGAACCGUUUCAAUAAGCAAAAGGAGCUUUUUGACAACCAAUCAGCCGCCAGUUCCGUGCCAGCUCCGGCCCCUGCUCGAGCUCCAGCGCCAGCGCCAGCUCCCAGCAAAGCAGUGCGGCCAAUGCCGCCGCCUCCACCGCCGCCAAUUGCUGGGCUCGCACCCUCGUUGGCCAGCAGCAAAAGGAGAUCACCUGGUGAUGCUCCAAUCACCGACGACGACUCCAAGCGGGCCCGCAAAUCGCAUUCCGAUCGCCUAUAUCCCGCCCUGUCCGACCUCGAUUCCAGCGGGGACAACUGCUGUGCCACCGAAACAGCCUCGGCCACGGACGACAGCCAUCAACUGGAUGAGGAGGAGACCGAAAGCUGCAUGGAUGAGUCCGAGGACCAGUCGCAGACUGAGGACAGCAGCGCCGGCAUGUGCAACGGCAGUCUGGGCCGCGAGAUAAUGAGCGCGGUGCAGCGCAACGAGGCGGAGAUGCAGCAGCAGCCCGGCAAGAAAACUGUGCGCUAUGCGGACCACGACUUGUACUACAAUCACGAAGGUCAGGACGACAGCUCGAUGAACUCCUCGCAGGUCUCUGCCGGCAUCGAUGACUAUCUGGAUGAGGCGCUGGUCGAGGACUACGGCAGCACUCAGGAUGACGAGAGCGACAGCGGGGACGAGCACAAUGCCAGUCGACUCUCCUUGGGCAGCAAAGGGACCACGGCCUCAAACAGCUUUUCCUUCCGCAAGAAUCCAGCCUCCACAUGCACUCCAAUCGAGGAGCACCAUGAGUUGAUGGACUUGCAGACACCUCUGCCAAGUGGUGCACAGCCUGUCAAGUCCGAAUUGAGCGUGAACCAGGACAAAGAUAAUCUGGUCACCCUGGUACACACGGUCAGCUUCUAUCGCCGCCAGCAGAGCGCCAAUAGCUCCAAUUCCACGCCGGUGCGCAAGAUCUGUCGCGAACAGCAGGUGACGCGAUCAGCGCUCGCAGGCGACUGCCAUGCCAAGCACAGGCUGGAGUACGACUCCCCUCAGCAGGGCGAGAACGCCGGAGCAGCCGCUGGUCUCACAGAUGAUCCGACCGACGAGGAUGACGAAGAGAUGCAGAACGCUCGCGAAUUGAACGAGGCCACUCAGGCGCAGGACAAAAUCAAGAAGCUGCUGAGUGAGGUGUGCAAGCAGCAGCAGGUGAUUGGGCAAGCCAGUCAGGCCCUGAACCUGUGCGCGGCCACCGUCGAGUUUUCCGGCUCCACAGAGUCUGUGGAGGGAGAGCGGUAUCUCCUACUGGCAACCCAUCGUCGCCAGGCCUGCUUGGACGAAGUCCAGCGUUUGAGAGUCGAGAACAGUAUCCGUCCUGUGGGCGCACCAAAGGAAAAGGGCCUGCUGACGGUCAAGGACAUUACCAUUCCCCUGAGGCAGGAGUACGUGCGUAAAAUGGCCUCCGGCAACAUCAAUGGUCACCAUCUUGUGUGCCUACUGAAGUACAAUGAGCACGUGCUGGCCACCAAGACAGUGCCCACGAUGCCUGGCCUGUUGUCAGUCAAGUUUCCCGAUGUCCUGCAGCUGAACAAUGUGUAUGCCGACUUUAGGAUCACGCUGGAAAUCUAUGGCAUGCUGGCCCAACGUGAUCAGCUGCCCCAUGAGUUGAAGUACCACAUCAAUUUGAACAAGAAGGGAGGUGUGAAGACGCCCAAAAAGAAGGGCGGCGAAAAUCGGCUGGUGAUGCCGCCGGUGCAGAGUCCGGCGGGUCCCCAUGUGGUGAGGACGCCUCAGCUGGUGCAAUACGGCUUUGCCAUCUUCUCGUUGCGUGAAAUCCAACGCACUUCCUGGACGCUGACCCAGGUGCUGGGCGUUAGCCCACUGGAGGGCGUGCUUCACAUGAAGGUCAACUGCGAACUGUCCGUGAGCGUGGAGCACAAGGGAUUCCUAACCAUGUUCGAGGACAUUUCCGGCUUCGGGGCCUGGCAUCGUCGCUGGUGCUAUCUGAACGGCUCCGUGCUCAACUUCUGGAAGUAUCCGGACGAUGAGAAGCGCAAGACGCCCAUGGGCAGCAUCGAUUUGAACGCCUGCCGUUCCCAGAAGGUUACCACCGCGCCGCGCGACAUCUGCGCCCGCCUCAACACCAUGCUGCUGGAGUGCGAAAGACCGGCGCUGGACACGGAUCAGGAGUCGCUGAUAAUAGUGCCCAACGGACAGACCACCAUAGUGCGCCAUCUGCUCUCCGCCGACACGAAGGAGGAGCGCGAGGAGUGGUGCGCUUACUUCAACAAGGCGCUCACCCUGCUGCGCGCCUGGGGAGCCCACUGAACUGCUGACCCGCUCCUGCAAUCCUGUCUGCAGCAGCGACACUGUCACUCACACUGACACCGACACCAAACGGGCGGGUUGUUUAAAGUUUUCUCUUUUUAAGUUCACUCAGUUUACAUUUUAAAAACGCGUUCGCUUAUGUCUUCUUUUUGUUUUAUGUUUCCGACUCAAAUUAAUCGUACUCCGCAUUGGACACGCUCGUGUUCGUAUUUUGUUUGAAUACCCUUACAUGUACAUUGCAUUUAGGACGUCUCGCUAAAUAUAUAUAAUAUGUAUAAAUCCCAGUAAAAGGUUGCUGCCAGUUAUACACUGAA
This is a messenger RNA of Drosophila gunungcola (fruit fly), 4290 nucleotides long. It is a transcript of the gene scra, whose product is annotated as anillin. The transcript is spliced from 11 exons. Gene Ontology annotation, cellular component: actomyosin contractile ring. Gene Ontology annotation, biological process: septin ring organization; actomyosin contractile ring assembly; mitotic cytokinesis. Bases 254 to 3976 code for a protein of 1240 amino acids. The record is from RefSeq and is a predicted model, not a curated record. NCBI's taxonomy places the organism in Eukaryota, Metazoa, Arthropoda, Insecta, Diptera, Drosophilidae.